CAGGAGGCGCCGCCGCGGGAGCGCGCUCACAGACAGCAGCGGGAGCGAGCAGCGAGGAGCGUGGUGUCAGAUCUUCAUGUUAUUCCUCUGAAUCUGAUAUAAAUCACGCGCAGAAUGAUCGCAGCGCGCCGCGUCGCGUCAGUAGCGUCGUGUUUUCAUCGCUCUUCACAGCCGAAGAUCACGAAUAUGUUCAAUAAUAAAACAACAGAGACGCAGACGCUCACAAAAACAGCUCGAAACUACACAAACAUCAGCCACAGACCACGCCCGGAGCAGGAGUUGGACGUGGCUCUGCUGGUGUCGCUGCUGAAGCAGGAGAACGCCUCGGACAUCUGCGUGAUCCGCGUGUCUCCGGAGCUCAGAUACACCGAGCACAUGAUCAUCGUGAGCGGAUCCUCGCCUCGACACCUCAGCGCCAUCGCAGCGCUCCUGCUCCGAGCGGUACCACACUCCUUUAAGCUCCAGCGGAAGGACGAGGAGCCGCACGCUCGUCUGGAGGGAAGACACUGUGACGACUGGAAGUGCAUCGACUUCGGGCCGAUGGUGCUUCACCUCAUGCUGCCGGACACCAGAGAGACGUAUGAGCUGGAGAAGCUGUGGACGCUGCGCUCGUACGACGAACAGCUGAUGCGCAUCCCGCCGGAAACACUGCCCUCAGACUUCAUCUACGAUAUCUCUCACACACACACACACACACACACGCCUGAGCGACCGAAGCUGGUCUGAGUCUGAUGAUGCCACACACUGAUGAUGAAUGGAAAUGCUGGAGAAAAAUCUACAGCGACUUUAAAUAUUUAAAAAGGACAAAUCAUCAGAAAUACACUGCUUUGAGCUGCUAGUUUUGAAUAAAAUGAAUUCACGAAUA
This is a messenger RNA of Onychostoma macrolepis, 865 nucleotides long. RefSeq names its product mitochondrial assembly of ribosomal large subunit 1 (gene malsu1). The transcript is spliced from 4 exons. Gene Ontology annotation, cellular component: mitochondrion. Gene Ontology annotation, biological process: negative regulation of translation; negative regulation of ribosome biogenesis. Lineage: Eukaryota; Metazoa; Chordata; Actinopteri; Cypriniformes; Cyprinidae. Gene Ontology annotation, molecular function: ribosomal large subunit binding. Bases 115 to 726 code for a protein of 203 amino acids. The record is from RefSeq and is a predicted model, not a curated record.